CCUGGCUGGGAGCCGGCACCCGUCGGCUGAGAGCUCGCCAUGAAGCGGCCCAGGGAGCCCAGCUGCUCCGACAGCGAAUCCGACGGACCCAUCGACGUGGGCCGCGAGAGCGAGCUGAGCCAGAUGGCCAGGCCGCUGUCCACCCCCAGUCCUUCCCAGAUGCAAGCCAGGAAAAAACGGAGAGGGAUCAUUGAGAAGCGGCGCCGGGACCGCAUCAACAGCAGCCUCUCUGAACUGCGGCGCUUGGUCCCCACCGCCUUCGAGAAGCAGGGCUCCUCCAAGCUGGAGAAAGCCGAGGUCCUACAGAUGACGGUGGACCACUUGAAAAUGCUCCACGCCACUGGUGGGACAGGAUUCUUUGAUGCCCGAGCCCUGGCAGUCGACUUUCGGAGCAUUGGUUUUCGGGAAUGCCUCACGGAGGUCAUCAGGUACCUGGGCGUCCUGGAAGGGCCUGGCAGCCGUGCAGACCCCGUCCGGAUUCGCCUUCUCUCCCAUCUGAACAGCUAUGCCGCAGAGAUGGAACCUUCACCCACACCCACUGGUCCCCUGGCCUUCCCUGCCUGGCCCUGGUCCUUCUUCCAUAGCUGUCCUGGGCUGUCAUCCCCCAGCAGCCAGCUCGCCAUCCUCGGAAGAGUGCCCGGUCCUGUCCUCCCCAGUGCCUCCUCUCUUGCUUACCCCAUCCCGGCCUUCCGAACCACUCCCGUGCGUAGAGCUGCCGGCACCAUCCUGCCAGCCCGGAGGAAUUUGCUGCCUAGUCGAGGGGCAUCUGCUGCCCGGAGGGCCCGCCCCCUGGAGAGGCCAGCUGCACCCCUGCCCCUGACCUCAAGCAGCAGGGCUGCCCGGAGCAGCCACGUCACACCCCUCCUGCGCUCUCCUUCCCCCACACCUCUUGGCGUGAUGGGGUCCCCUGCUUAUGCGGUGGUUCCUGCUCCUAGGCCCUCUUCUCCAGGGCCAGCUGGGAGGCCAGCCGGAGCUGUGUGCUGCCACUCCUGGGUCUCUGAAAUCACUGAAAUCGGGGCUUUCUGAGCUGGCUUUCCGCCCAGGAGUGAGGAGAGUCCUUUUUCCAGGAGCUCUAAAAAUGGCGCUGCCUUUUCUGCUCUACUUCCUGGACUAGCUUCUAGAUGAAGGCAACUUCACCCAUCAGAGGCCCAUUCCUCCUUCAGCCCAUCAGCCCUCCUCACUGCUUGUCUUGCUUGUCCAGCCAGCUCUCCGAGCUGUUCUGAUCUCAGAGGCUUGGUCUCAUUUCUUACCUGGACACAUGAGUUCAGGGAGAGCCCCUAAGGGCCAUACCCAGUCUGGAGCAGCAGGCUGACUCUCAGCUCUGGGAACAAAGCUUUAACCUGAAAGCACAAUGGCCUGAGGCAGGCUGCUUCCCUCGAGAGGGGUCAGAACCAGGACGUAGUGUCUACCUUGCUCCCUAAAACCAGUAACUGAGCAGGGGCCACAAAGAAGUCUCUUGGGAACUGUUUCUGCCCUUGCCCCUUCCCACUUGUCUUUGGCCUACUCCACUGCAGCUGGACAGGUCCCAUUGCAGCCAGACAGGCCCACUGUCCACUAUGGUCAAGCUCUGGGGACUGGAGUCCCAGCAGGUCCUUCUCCCAUCAUCUUCCUGGCUGCAGACUCCCACCCUCCAGUUGACUGACAGCUCCCUGCAAACAGCUGGGAGGUUUCCAGGCAGCACUAAUGCUCAGAGACAGGGCAUCCUCACAACCAGAACUCGGACAGUCCCCCCAGACGGGAGCCAGGAUUGAGCAUCUAAGGACCCCUCGCCCUGCUGCUCGCAGGUGUGUGGUCCUCGCCGGCGCAUGGUGUGAGGGCAUGUUCCCACGUGAUGGGGCCCAGAGAAGAAUCCUCUGGGGAUUCAGCACCAGACGUUUCGAUGCCUGGUUUGCAUCCAGCUCACGGAGCACAGACUGCUGGAACGGCCAAGGGCUGUCAGGCCGGACAAAAAUAACUGCAAGGAGGGGCGAGAGGAAGGACAGUCAGAGGCGGCUAGGCCCUUCAAGGUCACACAGUGGGUGGAGGGCCUGAGAUCCUGUUCACCCAGGAUUCCACACAGCUGGCUCUGCUCAGAGGUCAUUUCAUCAGCCAGCUCCAACCCUGGCCACUUUUGCCCAACCACUGUUCCCGGCGGGAGCAUAGAGAUGAGAUGGGGCAGACGUGGGACUGACAUGCAGCUGGACUGGUGUCACCAGACCAGUUGUUAAGAUGUAGAAACACGGCUGUGGUAAAUGUCAUCGGUAAAAAACGGGGGCUCCUGAGGUUUCCCCCCAGGACCCCAUGAUCUGUCUCAUACCCCAAGGCCACGCUUCUUCCAGCUGGCAGUUCAUGGCUGCUUAUUCUACAUCUGUUGUUAAAUACUUCAAAUAUCACCCCUGGGAAGAUUCUCCCCCUGACUCUUUGAUGGAACUACCCCCGCGGCUGAAUUGAGGAACGUUCAUGAGCUCAAAGAUAGAGUUUACAGAAACCCUGGGGGGAAAGGGUGCUUUCAGAGAAGUGGGUAAGAGAGCAGAGGUCACUUAAGUGACCCAGAAAGCUCUUUUGAAAGUCCUCGCUCUGUGGCAUAAAGAGCUGAAGUAGUUCUUUCACUCCUUAGUGGGAGUCAGCUUGCGCCGUUGUCCUGGACCAUCUGAGCUGCACAGCAGUGAGGAGAGAGGGCAUCCCUUUAGGGAGUGGGUCACCCGCCAGCAUUGCCCCUGAGGGAGACAGAUAGUGGGAGGGAGAGGAAGGGCAGGGCGCUGGGCAGGUUCCCAGGAGCUGGGAGACGGGGGAGAGAGGGAGGUAGCAGGAGACUAAGACCAACUUCACCUUUCUCAAAAAAAGAUCAGAAAAACUGCUUCCUCUCUCCUUUCUCCUCUCGCCCUCCUUCCUCCCUCCCUCCUCUUCUCCCUCCUCCCCAUCCCUCACCUGCUCUCCUCCUUUCCUCCUCUCCUAGCCUGCCUCAGGUGGCAGCUUGCUGUCCCCAGGAGACCAGGCCACUCCCUAGCCUUCUACUCACAGUGGGACUGUGGGAUGCACAUUUCUAUGUCUCAAGUCCCCAACUCCAGAAGAGCCCGUUGACACCAUUGAAUGAGGUGGAAAUGGCCCAGAACUUUCAUCAUGUUGGUUGAUCUUGUUUCAUCCUCCCAGAAAUAUGGACGGUGGGGGCAGGGCGGGAGGAGGUAACUGUAUGUAUUUGUUUCCAGAGUUGACGACUUGUUUAUAUUCCCAGGCCUUUCUGGUGCCCCUGACUCCCACCCCAUGCUGGGGUUGUCGCAGACAGCCAAUAAAGCUUUUUUUUUUUUAGUUCUGGAAAUCUUUAAGAAAUUCUACUUCUUAACUAUCUCUGGAGUCCGUCCACUUGUCUGUGAGCCCACAGCCGUCCCCCUGGUCUGGCUCAUCACCUCCCCCAGUCACUGCUCUCGCUGCUAAAGGGUUACCUUGAAUCUCUAAUUCUGUCUCAACAGCAACCAGAGGGGGCUUGAACAUAUAAAUCAUAUCAGGUCAACUCUAAUCUCAAACCUGUAGUCUAUUACCUUAUCAUCCUAAAAAGAAAAUCCAGGCUCUCUGCAGAUCCCAACCUCAUGUCCAGUCUCAGUUUCUGUUAGAACAAUCUUAUGUCUGUACUUAUGCCACGCUGGCCUGCCUUCACUUCCUCAGUGUCCCACCCUCCAGCCCACCUCCAGGACUUCGUGUAUGCAGUUCCCGUUGCUCAGAAUGCUCUUUCUGCCUUUUGCAUGACUGAACUCUUCAUACCGUCAGGCCUGGGCUGAAAAUUCACCUCCUCAGAGAGGUCUUCCCUGAUUACAGUACUUGAAUAAUCCAUGUCAAAGUCUCCAAUUCUGUUCCUCCAUAAGGAACUUUCCAUUGCACAUCCACUUGUGUCUGCUUCUUGGUAUCUCCCCUACCAGGAUGUAAGCUCCAUGAGGCCAGGAGCCAUGCCUAGGCUGCUCUCCACCCUCUAUUCAGUGCCAAACACAGUGCCUGGCUCAUAGUCAGUAUUCAAUAAACAUUUGUGGAAUAAAUGAACUAGGAAAUUGAGGAAUCUCCCAGACUCUUGCUGCUGGACAGUACAGGCUCCUCUAGGGAUGAACACCCCAGCUGACUGACGUUGGGGAUAGGCUGGAGAACAGAGUGAGAACAGGGCCAGGGGACUGCAAGUUCUAGCAAAUGGCGCAGAAGCUUGGGCCAAAGAAAAGUGGAGUGUGUUGACUCUGGAGGGCACCGACUGCUGAGAGUGGCAGGCUGUCCCUGCCAGCAGUAUUGUUCUUCACUCUUGGUCUGGCUCACAAUAAAUCCAACAAACAUUUGCAGAGUUCUGCUCUGUGCCAGGCCUCAUGCAACAAAGCCAGAGGUAACAGAGGGCAUUGCUGCCCCGAGGGGUUGUAACGCUACAGUUGUAAUCUCAGCGACAGUUGGUGAGGUGAGAGUGGAGAGUGUUCUUUUGAGAAGGCUGAGGGGACAGAGUGGAGCAGCUGCUGCUAUCUGAGGCAGCAUAGAAGAGGGGAGCACAGGAAGGAAGCCUUCCUGGAGGAGGAGGCAUUCUAACAUUCUAAUAGCAGAGAGAAUCUUCUGAGCAAGGUGACCUCAUCAAGGCGCUUCUGAAAGCUGGCUCUGAGUUGAGCACAGGCCUUCAGUGACAGGGCCAAAGCAGGCUGGUCUAGGCACUGAAGCCAGACUUCCUGGCUCAGGCCCCAGCUCCUUCAUUUAUCAGAGCUGUGACCUUGGGCAAGUUACUUAACACCUCUGCACCCCAACACUCUAUAAAAAAAAUGAUGCAAUAAUUGUUACCAACACCCUGCUAAAUGCUUUUCUGGGCGUGUUCCCAUUUUACAGAUGAGGAAACCAGGCCCAGGUGAUUAAUGACUAAGGUUAGGUGAGAAUGGCAUGGGAGAACAUGUGUGAAGCCUUCAGAGCAGUCCUUGGGCCACAUGGACCGCUCAGUCAAUCUCAGUCACUCAUGUUCAUGGAAAGAGGCUGGAUUCAGAUUGCGAAAGGCCUCAGGGGUCAUGUAGAGUUUGCACAUCAGCCUGUCGGCAACGGCAAACACAGAAGGUUUUGCCAGGGGAUGGCCAAGGUCAGCCCUUUAAGAAACACUUGUUUGGGGUGGUGUGGAUAACUGACCCGGAAGAAGAGAAUGUAGACUCAAUUCCACCUAUUCCCUGGGAACACCUAGAUGCUUUAAAAACACCAAUGCCCAGGUUGUGUUGGGCAGCCCAGAAAGAGCUGUGAAGAAGUUAGAAUUUCUGUCCCAGUGGAGGUAAAUUUCCAUUUAGUAGGUGAACUGGACUCCAACGUGUGUGCCUGGGAAGAGCUGAUGCUUCCUGAGAAAGCAGAAAUUAAUUUCCACAAGGGCAUCUCUAUCUUCCAGUCCCAUCCUACCCCUGACCCAUAGUAGUUGCUUAAAAAACUGUCGAAAGUUUUAAGGACUUUGGCCUCCCUGGCGGCCCAGGGGUUAAAGUCUCAGCGCUAUGAAGCUAUCGGCAGCCACUGCAGUGGGAGUUUGAUCCGGGCAGGGAGCUGAUCCAUGUGGCACAGCAGACCUCUCCUGUCUCACCUUCUGCUCCCCUCAGCAGUGUAUUUCAGUAGAUCUGCCUGUUCUGCUCCCCACUCUGUCUCUGGUGAAUCCUUUCACCCCUCCCUACCCCUGCACUUCUGGCCUACACCCCAGUUCUUGUAUGCAUACAUAAAUAAAAUAACUCUUUUUUAAAAAAGGAAAGUUUUAAUGACUUGUAAUGCAUUCAAGAGUCACUGGAUAUUUUAGGGCUUGGUGGCACUCAAGACUUUAGUUUCCAUCUCGCCUUCCUGGAGAAAGAAGAUUGGAAGAAGACUGGACAGCAGCUGACCCCACUAAUAACAGUAAAUGCUUUCAAGCCCUUGACUUCCAUGAUCUCGUAUAAUCCUCACCUUGCCUGUGAAUUAUUAUCCCCAUUGUACAGAAAAUGACACUGAAGUAAAAGUGCCCCAAACCUGAAACACUAAUAAAUGACAAAAUUAAAACUGGUGUCUGCUUGAGUCCAU
Molecule: messenger RNA, 6000 nt
Organism: Talpa occidentalis (Iberian mole)
Lineage: Eukaryota; Metazoa; Chordata; Mammalia; Eulipotyphla; Talpidae
Gene: HEYL
Product: hes related family bHLH transcription factor with YRPW motif like
Exons: 5
Coding region: 40-1026 (328 amino acids)
Biological process (GO): regulation of neurogenesis; circulatory system development; regulation of transcription by RNA polymerase II
Cellular component (GO): nucleus
Molecular function (GO): protein dimerization activity; DNA-binding transcription factor activity, RNA polymerase II-specific; RNA polymerase II cis-regulatory region sequence-specific DNA binding
Source: RefSeq, a predicted model, not a curated record